AUGAAGGACACGGUAACCAUCCAGACCAGGAAGUUCAUGACAAACCGUCUGCUUCAGUGGAAACAGACGGUCACUGAUGUCCUUCAUUCUGGGACGGCCACCGUUCCAAAGACAGAAAUUCGGGAAAAGCUGGCCAAGACGUACAAAACCACACCAGAUGUCAUCUUUGUAUUUGGAUUCAGAACCCACUUGGGUGGUGGCAAGACAACCGGCUUUGGCCUGAUCCAGGAUUCUUUAGAUUAUGCGAAGAAGAAUGAGCCUGAACACGGACUUGCAGGACAUGGCCUUUAUGAGAAGAAAAAGACCUCCCGCAAACAGAAUGAAGACGGUCAGGGGACUGCAAAGGCCAAUGCUGGUGCUGGCAAAAAGCCAAAGGAGUAG
Rattus rattus (black rat) is the source of this 381-nucleotide messenger RNA. RefSeq names its product 40S ribosomal protein S24-like. Gene Ontology annotation, molecular function: structural constituent of ribosome. Gene Ontology annotation, biological process: translation. Gene Ontology annotation, cellular component: ribosome. The transcript has a single exon. Bases 1 to 381 code for a protein of 126 amino acids. NCBI's taxonomy places the organism in Eukaryota, Metazoa, Chordata, Mammalia, Rodentia, Muridae. The record is from RefSeq and is a predicted model, not a curated record.